AAAGGGGCAACUGCCCAGGGCCAAAACUUCCACUCAUUAGCCAGAGCCUGAACUUCCCAGAAGGAUCUUCCAGCUGCUGCAGCACACUUUGUGUCUUCAACCGCAGAGCAUGAAAAAUAUAUUCCAGAAAACACGAUGAAUUUCUUAAGUCUUAUUAGCUUCCUGAUUUUAGUCAGGCUUAAACAAUGUCAAGAAUCUACAAUUGCUGCUUUUGACCUUCUUGAAGAACUAAGGUUGUCCACAGCUCCAGAAAUAAGAACAGUUAAUGGUUCUACACCAAACUUAACUGCUUUUCGCACAAAUCCUGUGGUCCAUCUGAACAAAAAAACAAGUUUUUUCCCUGUAAAUGGAUUGCCCCGUGAAUAUUCUAUCACAGUCACAUUUAAAAUCCUGGCGGACAAACCAAAGAAAAUUGAAAAUAUCUGGCAAAUCACUGAUUCUGAUGAAAAACAAACACUUGGACUUUAUUUUGAUAAUUCAAAUUCUUUGAAUUUGUUCUACUCUUGGCCUGAAAAGACUGUAAUAAUAAAGGAAUUAGGCAACAUAGAAACAUUUUUUGAUGGAAAAUGGCACAAAUUGUCACUAAGUGUAAAAGAAGAUGAUUCUAAGCUCUUAUUAGACUGCAGCGAGGUCUCUGUGAAUCCCAUUGUUGAGCAAAGCCAAGAUUCAAAGAAAACAAUUGUUGCAUUGUUAAAAAGAAACACAGGCUCCAGCCCUUUGGUCGACAUCCAGCAACUUGAAAUACAUAGUGACCCAGAAAAAGCUUUAACGGACGAAUGCUGUGAGUUGAAUGAUAAAUGUGAAAGACCAGCAGAUUUAAGUGUUAAUUCAAUUCCUUCCCGGACUAAGCGCUCUCAUGGAUUGAUAGGCCCUCAGGGAUCCACAGGCCCAAAGGGACAGAAGGGACACACGGGGUCACAAGGAGAAUUUGGACCAACAGGAAUUAUGGGGAUACGGGGUGAUCCAGGUGCUUAUGGAUUAAUUGGAGACACAGGACCAAAAGGAGAAAGAGGAAUUAAAGGAGAAAAGGGAGAACGUGGAAUUUCUGGAGAACGGGGUGAUCGUGGUGACCCUGGCUUUAAAGGAUUACCGGGAGCAGAUGGUUUUAAGGGCAUUGCCGGCCCACCAGGAACCAGGGGGAUAGAAGGACCAAAAGGAGAGAAGGGGGAUGAAGGGGAUCCUGGCUUUGAAGGAAUCAUUGGGUUGCGAGGUGUAAAGGGUGAUGAAGGCUUUCCUGGAAGGCAAGGCCUCCCUGGCAGACAAGGACAAAAGGGUAUUCUUGGAGACCCAGGAGAGCCUGGACAGCCUGGCUUCAAAGGCAUGCCAGGCAUACCUGGACAAAAGGGGCGUCAAGGUUCCCAAGGUCCCCAGGGUAUUAUUGGAGACUCUGGCAUUUUUGGAAGGGAUGGAAUUGAUGGAGUUGAAGCCUACCAGGGACCUCAAGGAGGUGAAGGUAAUCCUGGGCUUUUGGGGCAAAAGGGUGAGAAAGGCCGCAUGGGAAUACAAGGAUCUGAGGGUCCUCAGGGAAGAUCUGGACCACUGGGUCCAAAGGGAGAAGCAGGAAAGCCAGGAAGACCAGGAUUUGUUGGUCCACCUGGAGCUGCUGGCCAUGUAGGACCUACUGGUGCCCCAGGACAAAAGGGUGUUGUAGGAGAACAAGGAAUCAGUGGCAAAACAGGUGGAAAGGGUGAAAAGGGAUCAAAGGGACCCAAAGGAAUCGUGGGAGAAACUGGCUUACGGGGUCCCGAAGGAGGACUUGGCAAAAGAGGGUCUCCAGGCGAACUCGGCGCUCGUGGUCCCCAAGGUGAACAAGGUGUCAGAGGAGAUCCUGGGAUUCCUGGAGAAAUUGGACCUUUAGGAUCUCGGGGUCCAACUUUUCCAGCUUCACGAGUAAUAGAAGUUUGCCAAAAAUUUGUUCUUGAACAAAUGUCAUCGUAUGCACAGGCAGUGAGGCGACAGUGUGCUAGUACCUGCCCGUUAUUCGGUGAAGUACCUAUGGGUAUGCCAGGACCUGUCGGCUUGCCUGGGCCACCAGGGAAAACAGGUGAACCUGGACUGAAAGGACUUGAUGGAGAAACUGGACCAGAAGGAUAUUAUGGGGAAGCAGGUGACCCUGGUGUACAAGGAGAAAAAGGUGAUUCUGGAGAACAAGGAGACAAAGGCCCAAACGGUUAUGGGCGCCUUGGAUUGCCAGGGGAUCCUGGACCAAGAGGUGAUCGUGGGCAACCUGGCAAGGCAUUUGAUGGAUUACCUGGCUCAAUGGGCCCUCGUGGACAUAGGGGACAACCUGGCCUGAGAGGCUUCUCUGGUUUAAGGGGGCCACCAGGGCAAUGCCUUACCGGGAACUGUGCAAAUCUACAACCUGCCACAGGAUCGGGUGCCUAGGGAAUUGUUUGGACUAAUACUGCUCUUGAUGCAGAGAGAAUACUUUAAUGGGCAAAGAUUCAAAUGUUCACUUUUAUAAAGAAAAUGGUAUAUGAAGGUACAAAAUAAAUGAUUUUUCAGUAAAAAUUA
Messenger RNA from Spea bombifrons (plains spadefoot toad), 2514 nucleotides. Its product is annotated as collagen alpha-1(IX) chain-like. The transcript is spliced from 28 exons. The coding region runs from base 136 to 2385 and encodes 749 amino acids. The record is from RefSeq and is a predicted model, not a curated record. Lineage: Eukaryota; Metazoa; Chordata; Amphibia; Anura; Pelobatidae.